Molecule: messenger RNA, 258 nt
Organism: Puccinia graminis f. sp. tritici CRL 75-36-700-3
Lineage: Eukaryota; Fungi; Basidiomycota; Pucciniomycetes; Pucciniales; Pucciniaceae
Product: E3 ubiquitin-protein ligase NEDD4
Exons: 2
Coding region: 1-258 (85 amino acids)
Cellular component (GO): endoplasmic reticulum
Molecular function (GO): lipid binding
Source: RefSeq, a predicted model, not a curated record
AUGUCCAGUGGAUCUGCUGCACCCAAUCCUCAAAGAAGCAAGACCGUACGACUCACUGUCGUCGCCGCCGAUGGUCUCAGUAAACGGGAUGUCUUCCGUCUACCCGACCCGUUCGCAGUCAUCAUGGUCGAUGGCGACCAUACUAAAACUACCACAGCCAUCAAACGAACACUCAACCCAUACUGGAACGAAAGCUUUGAUAUGUUAGCCAUCAGAAAUACAAAAAAACAGAGAAAUCCUAUUCCAAUCGUCAUCUGA